Messenger RNA from Pseudoliparis swirei, 3776 nucleotides. RefSeq names its product 3-hydroxy-3-methylglutaryl-CoA synthase 1 (soluble) (gene hmgcs1). The transcript has 10 exons. The coding region runs from base 844 to 2379 and encodes 511 amino acids. The record is from RefSeq and is a predicted model, not a curated record. NCBI's taxonomy places the organism in Eukaryota, Metazoa, Chordata, Actinopteri, Perciformes, Liparidae. Gene Ontology annotation, biological process: acetyl-CoA metabolic process. Gene Ontology annotation, molecular function: hydroxymethylglutaryl-CoA synthase activity.
ACUUAGAAAUAGUUUGAAAGUCAAGCUCUCACACCAGACAUCCUUCAGUUUACUUAUAUAUAAAUAAACAAAAGAUGCGUUGCAUAACAGUUCACAGAACUAAAAUGCCUCAGGACCUGGUAUAAAAAGGUGCAUGAUGUUUCUGUUUGGAGCUUCUAAAAAUGCAUGAAGAAGUUGAAAUGGUGUUGACAUAAUUGAAUAGUUUAUCAAUAUUUAGGACAACAGAUUGCUCCCUACAUGCACGCCUACUGCAUUAAAAAUCAUUGCAACUAAAUUUUAAAAAAGACCCAUUUUGAAAAAAAUGUGUUUCCAAGUAAAAGAAAAAGUAUACACCAGUUCAGAAGGAUUACAUGAACAAUAGUUAAUUUAAUAGUUUUUAAUGUCGUUUAAUUACAUGUAAAAUUGACGUUAAAUGAACGGGGCGUCGUAUAAUAGGCUGUAUGAAUGGAUCGUGGACUAUUGCCAUGGUCACUGCUCUGUUUUUCAAGCGUUACCCACCGCCGUGUCCUUACCGCGCCAGGAAUUACGUCCGCGGUCUGAUUGGCUGCUUCUCUCUCACCAUACAUCGCACAACUCACGCCAUUGGUCCGCAGACACGGCUCCGGCGCGUGGUUGUGACUCCUGAUCUCUGAUUGGCUGACGAUGCGCAGGACUUGGAAGCGCCGCAUGUUGACUCUGGGCUGUGAUUGGCCCGCGGGCCAGGUGCCGGAGAGCGGGGGGCGGACUCUGCGCUGUCAUCGUCAUACAUAAAUAGACUUCUGCCGGUCAGAAGAUUGGUGGACGCAAAUUACAACAUAACGUCAGUGACUCUUCAUCUCUCUGGAGUUAGCUUCACCACUCAGGAUGCCCGGAUCAGCACCACUCAGUUGUUUGGGUCCAUGGCCCAAAGACGUGGGCAUCAUCGCUCUGGAGCUGUACUUCCCGUCCCAGUUCGUGGACCAGACGGAGCUGGAGCAGCUGGACGGCGUGUCGGCCGGCAAGUACACCGUGGGCCUGGGCCAGGCCCGCAUGGGCUUCUGCUCGGACCGCGAGGACAUCAACUCCCUGUGCCUGACGGUGGUCCAGAGGCUGAUGGAGAGGAACGACCUGUCCUACGUCAGCGUGGGGCGCCUGGAGGUCGGCACGGAGACCAUCAUCGACAAGUCCAAGUCCGUGAAGACGGUCCUCAUGCAGCUGUUUGAGGACUCUGGCAACACAGAUGUGGAGGGCGUGGACACCACGAACGCCUGCUACGGGGGGACGGCCGCUCUCUUCAAUGCUGUCAACUGGGUGGAGUCCAGCUCCUGGGAUGGCCGCUAUGCGUUGGUAGUAGCGGGCGACAUCGCCGUCUACGCCACAGGAAGCGCCCGGCCGACGGGCGGCGCCGGUGCGGUGGCCAUGCUGGUCGGGCCCAAUGCUCCUCUGGCCUUCGAGCGAGGUCUCCGAGGAACCCACAUGCAGCACGCGUACGACUUCUACAAGCCCGACCUGAUGUCCGAGUAUCCCGUGGUGGACGGGAAGCUCUCCAUCGAGUGCUACCUGAGCGCCUUGGACCGCUGCUACUCCGUGUACCGCAACAAGAUCCACGCGCAGUGGCAACGAGAGGGUUCAGAGAAGCGCUUCAGCCUGGAUGACUUCGGCCACCUCCUCUUUCACUCUCCGUACUGCAAGCUGGUUCAGAAGUCUCUGGCCCGACUGAUGAUGAACGACUUCCUGAACCACCCGAGCCCCAACACGGAGACCGGGCCCUUCACGGGCCUCGAUGCCUUCAGGGACGUGCGGCUGGAGGAGACGUACUUUGACCGCGACGUGGAGAAGGCCUUUAUGAAGGCCAGCGCCUCGCUGUUUGAGGAGAAGACGAAGCCGUCGCUGCUCAUCUCCAGCCAGAACGGGAACAUGUACACGCCCUCCGUGUACGGCUGCCUGGCCUCGCUGUUCGCUGAGCACUCGGCCUCUCAGCUGGCCGGCCAGCGGAUCGGACUCUUCUCUUACGGCUCAGGAUUCGCCGCCACGCUGUAUUCUCUCCGGGUCACACAGGACCACACGCCCGGGUCCGCUCUGGAGAAGCUGGUGUCCAGCCUCAGCGACCUGAAGGUCCGGCUGGCCUCCAGGCAGAAGGUGUCGCCGGCCGUGUUCUCCGACACCAUGAAGCUGAGAGAAGAGACUCACCACCUUGCCAGCUACGUGCCUCAGGGCCGGGUGGAGGAUCUGUUCCCGGGGACCUGGUACCUCACGCGGAUAGACGACAAGCACCGCCGCGAGUACGCCCGCACGCCUCUGGACCACGACCUGCAGUCGGAGCCGGAGCUGGUCCGCCUCGCCACCGAGCUCGUCCCCAGUCCAGCCAAGAAGAUGCCUCGCAUCCCCGCCGCCGGCCCCGACGCCGCCGUCAGCACCUGAGGCCGCGGCGUCCCUCUGAGAGGAAUCGAGAGACUCUCACUCGCCGGCUCUCGAGGUCCGGAGGCCGAAGACACCAGACACACUAAACAAGGGGGAGCCCCGCCCCCUGUUGUCCGCAUGUGGUACUGUCGGACAGGACAAUAUCUUACAUUUGACCACGGAGUCUAUUUUGAUCACGAUAAUCAAUUGUGUUGUUUUUUAUCAAUCCUUCAUUUCAAUGUUCAACAUUUGUACAUAUUUUCUUUUCUUUUUUUUUGCGUUCAUGCAAAAAAAAAAAGUAAAGAAAAAAAGGAGCUGUUUAUAUUCGGGUGGAAGACGUUGGCGUGACUUUAUAUUGUGGAGUUGAAGGAGCGUUCCCCCUGGCAGCUGGCAGCCAGCGGCAGGACGAGGACGCGAGGCGUCGCCAACGCGGCGUCCUGAUCGUGAAAAGAUCAAAAGGGAAGCUGGUGCCUCCACCGACGGCGCUCCGGGAGCAAUACCUCAAGUUUUCUAUGAAAAGAUAUGUGGUUCGCUUUCUGCAGCUCUCUGCAGGUCCGUCAUGUGACCGUCGGGAACAGGCUCCGCCCACACAGCCUCGCAGGGCGGAGCCUCUCAUGUAGGAAGCACACGCACAGAAGAUGCUAACUUCUGAUGCACGGCAGCACGUGUAGCUCUUAAUAAUUCAAUUAAUAAACGGUUAAUUGAUCCGUGAACACGGGGUAGUUCAGGAAGGAAACUUCCUGUGGUUCCUCACUGUAUUCCUUUAAUGUUUUAAAGAUUAGGCGAUGUCUUCGAGUCUCUACACAUCCACACUUACUGAGUAUGAACAAACAGGAAGCAGCCAGGUGGAUGACAUCAUCAGUGGGUUGAGAGAACAGAGAGAUCAUGACUUCAUGACAUCCAAGUGAACUCUGCAAAAUGUCUUUUUUAGCUGCACCACAUUCCUAGAUAUAAAAAAAAAAAAAUGCAACCACCCUAAAGUCCUCCAAUAAGAAGAGAGAUACAUUAGCAAUAUUUUUAAACUUACUUUUUAUUUUUUUAGGGAUAAUUCUGUGUUUUCGUCUUCAUGCACAAGAGAAAUAAUAUUUUUUUGCCAGGGGAAUUUUAGUUUUUUAAUAUUUGGAAGUUGAACCUCCAGCUGUAAUAAUGAUGAAUAAAUGAAAGUAGUAGCACAAAUACAGACUCAUACGGCCAAAUGUCCCCAUCAAAUCCAUGAAAACCACGCAGCAUGAACUCCUCGCACCCAGAGCUCUGGCCUCCACGCGGUGCUCCACCUGCUCCACCCCCCACCACGCUCUCCUCCCGCGGGCGGCUGUAUGACCAGAACGCUGCGAUGUUUGAUGCAGUGCAUCACAAUCUAUGUUUUUGCUAAUCGUCGACGUUCCAGACUGAAAUAAAAUCCCUUCGUACCCAGAAAA